AGAUGAGUGAGUCAUCUCCAGUACGUCUGCUGCUGCCUACGAUGCUGCCGCUACUUCGAGUACUCCUGAUAGCUGUACUCCGUGGAGCAUACCAGGGAGAAUACCUCCCACCGCCCGUCCUCCUUCCUGAGUACGACUUCAUCAUCGUGGGUGGAGGUACAGCAGGUUGCGUGCUGGCCUCCAGGCUGUCGGAGGUAGCGUCGUGGAGGGUGCUGCUGCUGGAGGCCGGGGGGGCGCCGCCCCCGGAGAGUCUAGUGCCAGGACUCAGCAGGGUUUUCUACUUCCCCAGCGAAAGCAACUGGAACUUCCGCCUCCACCCUCAGCGCUAUGCUCUGAGGAGCUAUACUAACAGGAGUAGUCCAGUACCUCAGGGUAGAGUACUGGGAGGGUCGUCAACCAUCAACGGGAUGCUGUACGUCAGGGGCAAUAGGCGAGACUACGACUACUGGGCCUCGAUGGGACUACCUGGCUGGGACUACCAGUCGGUCCUGCCUUUCUUCAAGAAGGCUGAGAGCUACAGGGGAACUCUUAGAGGUGACACGGAGAACUACCAUGGACGGGAGGGUCCCUUACCUGUCACACCUGAUCCAGGCAACCAUGGUGUGACAAGUGUCUUCCUGAAGGCUGGUCAACACCUGGGCUUCCCCGUCAUCGACCCCAGCGGACCUGAACAGAUAGGGUUCUCUAGAACAGAGUACACCAUCAAGAACGGAGAACGCUGGCACACCGCCCGGGCCUACCUGGCUCCCGUUACCAACAGGAUAAACCUGCACGUGGUAACAGGUGCCACUGUUUUGAAGGUGAUCAUGAACGGAGAGAAGAGAGCAGUAGGGGUCAAAUUCCUGUACCAUGGCAAGGUGAAGAAGGUGUCAGCACGGAGGGAAGUGCUGCUAUCAGCAGGAGCGCUGUCGUCGCCCAAGCUACUGAUGCUGUCAGGAAUCGGACAUCGGCUCCACCUACAGGAACACGGGGUGAAGGUGGUAACUGACCUGCCAGGUGUAGGUCAGAACCUGCAGGAUCAUAUGUGUCUCUACGGACUCAGCUGGAACCUGCCGCGUCUCUCUGAGAAUAAUAUCCUAGGUGCCAUUGACCCGGCCAUGCUCAGUAAUUAUGUCCACCACCGCUCAGGAACGUACGCCACGCCCCUGGGUGACUUCGCGCACGGCUGGGCACGGGUGCACGGCUACGAAGACCAGAACUGGCCUGACGUGCAGCUCUUUAUGAUCUCGUCUGGUCUAGCGCAGGAAGGUCUGCUGGCAGCCUCUGCUCUGGGUCUGGACACCAGGCCACUGGAGGCGUGUUCCGACACGAAGUUCGGCAGUGACGCUUACUGGCGCUGCUUUGUGUUACACAUGGCUACCACCUUCUAUCACUUUGCUGGCACCUGCAAGAUGGGACCAGAUGCUGAUCCUUUUAGUGUAUUGGAUCAUAACCUCAAGGUGCGUGGUGUGUCUGGCUUGAGGGUAGUGGACGCUUCUGUCAUGCCCGUGGUUGUGUCGGGCAACCCUAUGGCUGCCAUCAUCAUGAUAGCCGAGAAGGCUGCCCACCUCCUUAAACAUGAGUGGGGAGCAACAGAUUAAACGAGGACGUUCUUCAGGCAUGGCUACGAAUCAACAGGUUAAACGAGGAUGUUCUUCAGGCAUGGCUACGAAUCAACAGGUUAAACGAGGAUGUUCUUCAGGCAUGCUACGAAUCAACAGGUUAAACGAGGAUGUUCUUCAGGCAUGGCUACGAAUCAACAGGUUAAACGAGGAUGUUCUUCAGGCAUGGCUACGAAUCAACAGGUUAAACGAGGAUGUUUUUCAGGCAUGGCUACGAAUCAACAGGUUAAACGAGGACGCUUCCAUCUACCUCCUUUCCUACCUUCCCUCUUUCACACGGUGUUCAGUGCAACCUUUGUGUGUAUGUCUGGGAAAUAGUCUAGCCUUGAAGCUUCGUAUGGAUGGAUUUCUCAAUAACACACAAACACACACACACACACACACACACACACACACACACACACACACACACACACACACACACACACACACACACACACACACACACACACACACACACACACUAGCCUGUAUUACCUUACCAGGGAAUCGAGCCCGUGACCUUGUUACUUGUGACUUGAAUACUCUAUUACACCGAGUUAUGAAGGCUGGUUUAUCAGGUUUAAACCCUAUCAACUACACGACGAAAGGUGUCUUCAAUAGAAAUUAAAUUAAUAUAACCUAAAUUAACAUUAAAAUGAAACAUAACUGGAAAAUUCUCAACAUUUUAACAUCUCUUGAUUAACAUGUUAUGUUUAAGCUGUCACAUUCUUUGUGUUUUACACACCAAAAUCUUCUUGGGUAAAAUGUCACUGUAUGAAGAUAGAGACAAGCUGCAGCACAAGCUAAGAUCUGGGCUACGUUUCUCUCUGUGUAGAGCUUCAUCAAGCCUCGAUGAAGCUCUACAGAGAGUGAAACGUUGUCCAGGUAAGAGCUUCUUCUUUAACUUGUGUCCUUCUUUUUUUUCACCAAAAUGCUCUUACGUAACUUAUCAACUUUAGUAUAUGUGAUAUUGAGAGAUCAAUCCAUUAAAGCCAAAUACUAUAGACCUAAGUUUGCCUGGAAUCUGGUAUGCCUAUAGCUCAAUGGGUGAACGUUAGUGGGUCACUUUCUAAAUUCAUUUGCACUCCUAUUGUAUAUAUAUUUAUAUUAUAGAUGUUAGGUUCGUUAUCCUAAACUUCAAUGUGUAUAUACAGAAAACUUCCUCUAUUGUAUAUAAAUUCUCUAUGUAUAUAAUUAACUUCAAAAUGAGUACAUCAUUUUUUUUACCAAAUCAUCCUCAUUUUAGUGUUAUCACUGCCAUGAUGUGUAAAGUUAUCUUUGUCAUCAACAUAAUCUCACAUUUCAGGUUUCUAAUAGCAGUAUUCUGAGUAGGUAGGUGUUAGAUAGAUCUUAAUUACUUCUCGGGAAACUGAUGUCAGUGCUUAUGGCAUCUGAGUAACAGGAACUGUAGGGCCCUAUACGGUACGAGCUGCCACAGCCCUUUAAGCCAACAAUAACGACACUGGGUUAUAAAGGGCUCAUACAGCACGAGUUGUCAUAGCCCUUAAAAUCAACAAUAACAAAACUGGGUUAUAUAGGGUUCAUACACCAUAAACCGUCAUAGUCCUUAAGAUCAACAGUAACAACAAUGAGAUUAAACAUAUAGUACAGCAUCUUGAAUAACGUCGUUUCGUUAUAACGUUGGUAAGAUAAUCAUACAAAUGUAUAAUAAAUGAAAGCGCUCAACGAGGCCACCAUAUUUGUUAUUGUUUGCAGAACAAGCCAUGGAUGGAAAUCCUUAGCUCAAGAUCUUUCUUACUCUCCAUGCGUCGUUAGGAGCAAUGCAAUGUUGCAAAGCUACCAACAGAUAGGAGGAAAAAUACUCUGAGACAAGGCAGAAGCGUAAAGCGUAAGGCCACGUUACAUGGCUUAAAGUAGCAGUUUCCAAGAACCUAUCGACGACAUUAAGUGAGAAUUUACUCUACUCGUUUACUGUGUAAGGUGUCAGUAGCCCUAUAAAAACUCAACAGGAAGAUACACUUGCUCCUCCCUCAGAUGUUCACAUUCUUUAUCAUUUUCCAACUUCUACAUUUCAAUAUAACGUUUUUGUCAACUAAGAAUUCAGUAUUAGAGCCAAAAAGAUUACGCUACUUCACGAACUGAUUAUAGUUGUCUGGUUUCUGUUUUACAAGGAUGUGGUAUCUGAAGUGUGGCUUCUCAAACUUUCCUCCAAUAGAGUGGAGAAAGUAGGUCAAUACAGUGUGUCUUGAAAUUACUGGAAAAACUGGUGCAUGAUUGUGCCUCCACCAGUCGCCUUUUUUUUUUUUUUGUAUUGACUGGCCCACAAGGCUUUAGCGCCCCACAUAAAGGAUGUCCUCCAUGGUUCUUGCUGUAAAUAUUGUCUGGUCAUGGUGGAGUUUUCCCAGCAUGUACUACUGUAUUUUAGCCUAGUCUUCCCUCGGCCUCUAUUAAUAAGACACAUGUACAAGAGUUAGGUAUCUUUAAUCCAUAAUUUUUCAGAAUAGAUUCCUAACUACUGCACAUGUGUCUUACUUAUCAAUUUACCGGUAUUGUAUACCAUUAUUAUAUUCCCUCGGCGUCUAACAAAUGAAAAAAUCUCAUCUUAGAUUACAAUAUUCCCCCCUAUCAUUCAUUCUCAG
Cherax quadricarinatus is the source of this 4183-nucleotide messenger RNA. NCBI's taxonomy places the organism in Eukaryota, Metazoa, Arthropoda, Malacostraca, Decapoda, Parastacidae. The record is from RefSeq and is a predicted model, not a curated record.